GGGCUGCUUGUGACAGGACAUCGCCGUUGUACCAGUCUGGGAGCAAAAAAAAUAUGGAAUGUGUUUCACUGCUGACCGAAUGCAGCCAAAUGAACAGUAUUUAUAGUAGUUUGAAAAUCAGCAGUUAGCAGUUUCUUCACACUCUAACACUUACCAGCACUUUCCAGAGAGAGCUCAUUGUUUACAAGAAAUCCGCUUUCCAAAUCCGUUACGGUGCCCUUCGUCUUGUCUAUUAGCUGUUUGUAAAGGGGAAACGCUUAGGCUACGUCUUGGGAAAAGAUGGCAAUGGAUGAGUACCUGUGGAUGGUCAUUGUGGGCUUUAUCAUUGCUUUUAUUUUAGCGUUUUCGGUCGGUGCAAAUGACGUUGCCAAUUCGUUCGGAACUGCUGUGGGCUCUGGUGUUGUCACUUUACGCCAGGCUUGCAUUUUGGCUUCCAUUUUUGAAACCACUGGCUCAGUAUUACUGGGAGCAAAAGUAGGAGAAACAAUCCGGAAAGGUAUAAUCGAUGUUAACCUGUACAACAACACGGUUCCGCUGCUGAUGGCAGGAGAAGUGAGUGCAAUGGUUGGUUCUGCAGUUUGGCAGCUGAUUGCAUCUUUCUUGAAACUGCCGAUCUCGGGGACUCACUGCAUCGUAGGGGCUACGAUUGGCUUCUCCCUCGUUGCAAUCGGCACGCAGGGGGUUCAGUGGAUGCAGCUGGUCAAGAUUGUUGCCUCUUGGUUUAUUUCCCCACUUUUAUCUGGCUUGAUGUCUGGAGUACUCUUUGUCCUGAUUAGAUUCUUCAUUUUAAACAAGGAAGACCCCGUGCCCAACGGUCUCCGUGCGCUUCCCGUGUUUUAUGCUGCUACGAUAGCCAUUAACGUGUUCUCCAUCAUGUUCACCGGGGCGCCAGUAUUAGGACUGGUAUUGCCAAUGUGGGCUAUUGCUCUAAUAUCCAUCGGCGUAUCCUUAAUAUUUGCUGUCCUGGUUUGGAUUUUUGUAUGUCCAUGGAUGAAGAGAAAAAUAGAAAGUCAGUUAAAGAAAGAUGCUGCACUGUCAAGGAUAUCAGAUGAAAGCCUUGAUAAAAUUCAAGAUGAAGAAACACCAGUCUUUAAAGAGCUUCCAGGUGCCAAAGCAAGUGAUGAGAGCACAAUUCCCCUCACUGGCCCAGCAACAGAAGCUGCUGGGGCAUCUGAUAAUAUCGCGAAUGGAAACCAUCCUCGUGUACCAUAUGGAAGAGCCUUUUCCAUGACGCACACCUCGGUGAAAUCACCUGUUUCCAAUGGCACUUUCAGCUUUGAUGGCCAGAUGAGAAGCGACGGCCACGUGUAUCACACUGUGCACAAGGACUCAGGUUUAUACAAAGACUUGCUACACAAAAUACACCUGGACAGGGCCACCGAUGAGAGGCCCUCUCAAGAAAACAACUAUAAACUGUUACGGCGCAAUAACAGCUACACUUGUUACACAGCUGCCAUUUGUGGCAUGCCUGUGCAUUCUUCCUUUAAGGCUGCUGACACAUCAACGCCAGAGGACAGUGAAAAGCUGGUGGGGGACACAGUCUCCUACUCUAAGAAGCGAGUUCGCUAUGACAGCUACUCCAGCUAUUGCAACGCAGUGGCCGAAGCAGAGAUCGAGGCGGAGGAAGGAGGAGUGGAAAUGAAGUUGGCCUCUGAGCUGGCGGAUCCCAACCGGCCCCCAGAAGAUCCUGUGGAAGAGGAUAAGGAAGAGAAGGACACGUCUCAGGUCCAUCUGCUUUUCCACUUCCUCCAGAUCCUAACAGCCUGUUUUGGAUCCUUUGCCCAUGGAGGUAAUGAUGUCAGCAAUGCAAUUGGUCCUCUAGUCGCCCUCUGGCUUAUCUACGACCAAGGGGGUGUCAUGCAGGAGGCAUCAACCCCCGUCUGGCUGCUGUUCUACGGAGGCGUUGGGAUUUGCGUGGGUCUCUGGGUCUGGGGUAGAAGAGUCAUCCAGACGAUGGGCAAAGACCUCACGCCAAUCACGCCGUCGAGUGGAUUCACUAUUGAGUUGGCUUCGGCGUUCACAGUUGUGGUAGCUUCCAAUGUUGGACUUCCAGUCAGUACUACACACUGCAAGGUGGGAUCCGUGGUGGCCGUCGGCUGGAUACGAUCCAAGAAGGCCGUCGACUGGCGCCUCUUCCGCAACAUCUUCCUGGCCUGGUUCGUGACUGUGCCGGUCGCGGGCCUGUUCAGCGCGGGCGUGAUGGCGCUGCUCAUGUACGGGGUCCUGCCCUUCGUGUGAGGAGCCCCCUUCUCCGGGAAAAGGGGAGAGGGCUGAGCUACUGCGGGGGCAGAAGCAUUCCCGGGAAAGGAACGGUUCGCAAGGAUUCAUCUUCCAUAGCUAACUUCUUAUCUACUGUACAUAACAAUGUGUCAUAUUGGUGACAUGGUGAUGUGGUGCCAUUUCUUAUAUAUUAAAGAAAUAUAUAUGCAUAUAGUAGGUAACAAUGCCUAAGUUAUAUUAUCAGUGGGGUGAAAAUAAUUGCCUAGAAUUUAAUAUUUAGUAAAAUUUGUAAAUAGUGUAUCAUUUUGGUGGCAAUUUUUUAAUCUUUUGAAGAAGAGUAUGGAUUAGGAAGUGUUUCUUGUCCAUUUGAUAUAAGAAGAAGCGAGGUACAGGACUGCAUUAACACAUGAUUUUUUUUAAAGCGGUUAAGAUACUGGAACAAAAUGUGCAGAAGUGCUUUUCAUAAAAUAACUUUGUUCAUAUCAUAUUGAACUUUGUGUAUCAUAGCAUAAUGGUUAUGGCUUUGUAAAUACUUACAAACAAUAACUUUUAAAUGGUGCAUUUCCCUUAUAUAUUUUGGAUAAGAAAGUUUAGGAAGUACCAAAGAAGCAGGGGAAUAGCUUGCCAAUAUUAUGUUGUUGUCUACACGUGUGGGCGUGUGUUGUGUUUCCCCACCUCUAAUUUAAAGUUGUUUUCACUACGCUGCCACCAGCAAAGCUGGGAAAGUACUGUUCAUGUCUUAAUGUUAACU
Messenger RNA from Tinamus guttatus (white-throated tinamou), 2971 nucleotides. It is a transcript of the gene SLC20A2, whose product is annotated as solute carrier family 20 member 2. Gene Ontology annotation, molecular function: phosphate transmembrane transporter activity. Gene Ontology annotation, cellular component: membrane. Gene Ontology annotation, biological process: phosphate ion transmembrane transport. NCBI's taxonomy places the organism in Eukaryota, Metazoa, Chordata, Aves, Tinamiformes, Tinamidae. The record is from RefSeq and is a predicted model, not a curated record.